Messenger RNA from Drosophila eugracilis, 300 nucleotides. RefSeq lists its product as uncharacterized. The transcript is spliced from 3 exons. The record is from RefSeq and is a predicted model, not a curated record. The coding region runs from base 1 to 300 and encodes 99 amino acids. Lineage: Eukaryota; Metazoa; Arthropoda; Insecta; Diptera; Drosophilidae.
AUGCAUCUUAAAGUUGUUUUGGCCGUAUUAUCCAUCCUUUUCGUGACCCUGGUCUCUGGACAAAAUCGGAACUGCGAUGAAUUGACCAGAAGGUGUGAGCUUUGCGUUGAACGCCUGAGAAAUGACAAUGAUCGCACUUUGCCAGCCUUCAAUAGGGAAUGCAGGACAAGGACGAGUCGGAACUGGCGCUGGAGGAAUGUGGGACGUUGUGAGCUCACCAGGCUCAACUGCUUGGGAUCGGACCGACGCAUGAACUGUGCUGAUAUUGCUGAAUUGGCCGGAAUGGAACGUAUUAACUGA